Messenger RNA from Macrosteles quadrilineatus (aster leafhopper), 2836 nucleotides. RefSeq names its product HSPB1-associated protein 1 (gene HSPBAP1). Gene Ontology annotation, molecular function: 2-oxoglutarate-dependent dioxygenase activity. Bases 92 to 1282 code for a protein of 396 amino acids. The record is from RefSeq and is a predicted model, not a curated record. The transcript is spliced from 8 exons. NCBI's taxonomy places the organism in Eukaryota, Metazoa, Arthropoda, Insecta, Hemiptera, Cicadellidae.
UGUAGGACGUUAAGUAAAGUGCAGCCAACAAGGCUAACAACCAAAAUUAACCUAUAGAUACUAGCCUAUAAGUAUAAGUAGUUAAUAUUUAAUGGCAGAAGAUAAUCCUAAAAAGAAGAAAAUCAAACUAAGUUUAAGUCCUGAAGAUAUUAAAGACCUUAUAUCAAAUACAAAGGAGCCCCUUUUAUUAAAUAGAAUUUUAUCAUGGGAUGUUUUAAAAUGGUCUCUAGAUGACUGGAUAAAAGGUCUUGGCGAUACAAAGUUGGACUUUCGAUUAGGAACAAAACAGUGUACAAAGGUGCCUCAAUGGGAGGGCUACUGUGGAACUGUGUCUGCCUCACUCAGUGAUGUGGUGAGAAGCAGGGAAGAUGAUAGUGGCAUAUGGAUGUAUUGUGAUUAUAAACAUAUGAAUCAAUACUUCAAAAGCAGAUCUGAAUUAUUGGAGUCAUUGUCAUGGGCUGAUGUUGGACUACCAGAUAAAAGUGGGAAGGAUUCGACAAUUUGGAUUGGAACUGAAGGUGCCUAUACCCCUUGUCAUAUGGACUCAUAUGGUUGCAAUAUUGUUGCCCAAGUUCAUGGAAGAAAACUUUGGAUUCUAUUUCCUCCAAGCAGUACAUCAACAUUAAGUCCUACGCGAGUCCCCUAUGAGGAGUCUAGUAUUUACAGCAACAUCCACUUCUCUUGUGGACAGAACAUUACUGAAGAUAUUGGAGAAGCCAGAGUUGUAGAGCUAUCUCCAGGUGAUGUACUUGUAGUUCCAAAACAUUGGUGGCAUUAUGUAGAGAACUUAUCUACUGCUAUCAGCAUCAAUAUGUGGAUACCAAGGGAAUCUGAUGAUGUAAGUCGUUUGGAAGAAGCCCUUGUAAGAUUUUCAAUAGCAACAAUCAUCAAAGGUCUUGAUGUUGAUACACCAUCUGGCGUAACAUCACUACUUAAUCCAAAUGAGAUGGACUUACCGGAUGAAACGAUAGAUCUUCGGCAGAUAUCGUGGUGUACAGAUCAGCUGAUGGCCAAGGGAAAGGGUGAGGAGGAGGAGGCAGUCAAUAACAGCUGUUCUCCAGCUGAUAUGGACCCCUCUUGUGUGGCCCCUGUGACCAAGGUAUCUGCUGCACAGCUGAGGAGGAUACUGUUGGACAAGUGUGGCUGUGCUGACUCAAUAAGCAACCAUGAAGAUCACAUCAAGCCUAAUAAAUCAUUGACUACCGAAGAUGUCAUAAAUGCUUUUUGUCAUCCAAGUGUUAUUUCUCAAGUUGCAAAAUUGUUGAUUAACUCAAGGAAAUAAUUACUAGGUUAGUAAUUAAAGUUAAUUUUGUACUAAACUGAAUCUUUUAAAUUCUUUUAUUUGAUCUAUUAUAAAUAAAUUGUUGAGCAGAUUUUAGGCUUUUUUUUAGCUAUGACUUUUCAUUAUGAGUAGAGCCCUGGUAUUUAAUUGUUUCCAACAAAAUCAAAGAAAAGUGCACUAUCUGUUAUAAACUCUUGUUUUAGAAACAAAGUGUUACCGGCAAAAGUUUCCAGUCUAAACACAGCUUUAAAAACUAGUGAUUCUACUAAAAAAAUUGAGAUUAUACAUUUUUAGGAAACUUUAUGACUAAGUCAAUAAGUACAAAUCAGUUAAUGAACAACUAAGUUAAUACAGUUUUUGUAGACCGUGCAUGGCCCAGACCAACGAACAAGCAGUGUAACAAUGAGAAAAAAAUUAAAACAUCAUAAAAUUCAUACACACUUCUUAAGUUUGAAACAUAAUGGAGAAGGUACAAAUAUAUUAAACUUCUUUAAUAAAACAUUAUUUUUAUUUUUAGAUAACAAUUAUUUUGGUACAAAAUGGAAGUGCACAUUGUUUAUUAAAAAUGUAUUAGAUCAGUCUUAUUACCAACUAUAAAUAUUAGCACUAUUAUAUAUGAAGAAAACACAGUUUCUUGGAUGUUUAAUAUGUACAUGCAACAUAUCAUAAAUAUUUUGCUUAUGCUAUAACAAUACAACCUCAAAAGAAUUGAUUCAAAGAAAAAUGUAAUACAAACAUUCUGUUAAAUAUUGACAAAGCUUAUUAUGAUUACAGGGUAUCCGAAAAAGUAUGUCAGAAUUUUAAAUGGUCAUUGCUUGUGGACUAUUCAAGAUAACUAAACAAUUUUAAACGUCAAUUUGGAGUUACAAUAACUAAGUUUUGUUUCCCAUGUAGCAAGGGAAGAAACUUUUAACUUGGCAAGUGCAAAACAGGUGCCCAGAGGUAGGCAGCUGUUGUGACUGACAGGCCUGACGCCAGUUGCCAGUAGUACAAUGUUUACUGUAUGACAGAAGGCACAGUCUGAUCUGUGGUUCGGAGGGUGUAAAUAGAUUGCCUGACAAAGUCUUCAGCUAACCAUAUGUAAUUAGACACUCAAUGAUGUUUUUCGUAAAAGAUUGAGACUUAGUACCUACAUAAUUCAGUUAAGACAUCAGAUUAAACCCGCUGAUCGCUAUAUGCGUACAGACAUAGCCAGUUUUAUGGUAAUAUGAGAUAGAUGGCAAAUUAGCCAAAUUUCAUUAAAUUUUUCCAAAUUUGAUCAAAGUAUGAAAAAAACUUUGUUUUUCCCUUCAACGUCUUAAUUGUUAAAUUAAAUUAUCCUUAAUAGAACCCAAGCAAUAACCGUUUGCAUCCCAACAUUUUUUCACGGAUACCCUGUAUUUAUCCCUGAUUAUGAUUUACGCAUUGUGAUUCCUGUUAAUUUUACUUGUUUAGGUUAUAAUUUGUACAAAUACUUUACAUAGAUUUAAUCACAAAUUGAAAUAAAAGGAACACAAAUAUUUUGUAUCACAAAAUAGCAGAAAAUUCUGUAUUAAGAAAAGAUUUUAUGUUAUA